Messenger RNA from Labeo rohita (rohu), 1023 nucleotides. It is a transcript of the gene tcta, whose product is annotated as T cell leukemia translocation altered. Lineage: Eukaryota; Metazoa; Chordata; Actinopteri; Cypriniformes; Cyprinidae. The coding region runs from base 158 to 466 and encodes 102 amino acids. The transcript is spliced from 3 exons. The record is from RefSeq and is a predicted model, not a curated record.
AACCUCCAGUUGAUGAUCACAUCGCUCUGCGAAGAAGACAGCGGCGGCUCAGCUUUGUUUACUUUAAAGAUGGAUGCUCAAUUGCAUACAUUUUCUGAAAACAAUUGCUAUCUAGUUUAAAACCAGAUACUAGAAUGUAAGACAGAAAAAACACAACAUGGAGGAAACGUGGGAUUUUGAAUUUUUGUCUCGUAUGGUUGACAGCCUGGUGUCCUUUCUGUCCGAAUUUGUGGACGACUGGCUGGCCAACGACAUGAGAGUUGCAGUGUUUAAAAUACUGUUCACCUGGCUGGUCAUUAGUCUCGUAGCCAUCCACUUUGCCUGGAAAGUGUACGGGAACACUGUCAACGAUAUGUACUACAGACAAGGGACUGGAGGACAGAAUGGCGGGACUCCUGAAACUGCGCCUCACCUGGGCGGAUGGGAAAGUGCAGCUGGUGAUGCUAUGAAAACCCACCGUGAGUGAUGUACCUGCAACUGGACUAAGACCACAGAUGCAUAAGAUGGCAAUUACAUUCCUUCAAGAGGACUAAAUAAUCAUAGCUUGUGCCAUUGAAUCAGUUCCACUUGUGAAGAUGUCUGUGAUGAACUGUGGUGCAUAAGUCAAGGUCCAAACACAUGAAUAUAUGCUCUAAAAUACCUGACAGAAUGGUGCUGUGCACUGGAAAGAGAGCGUAAAAGGAACAUGCUGUGAUAUAUAACAGCUUUUUUAGAGUGUUUAGUUUAUUUGGAUUGAAUUGGAAGCUUGUAGAUAGCAAAACUUAAACCAUUCCCACACAGUAUCGUUUGGCUAUAAACUGACAGGAAUACUAGUCAAAGUAAAGGUCCCAAAUGUUCACAUAGUCAUUUGGUCUGUAUGUGGAAAUCAAACAUUUAAUUUCAGUGAUGUAAGAAAAUAAGACUUGAUUGUACAGAGAGAUAAAAAGACAUCAAGUGUGCCUCUACCAUGCUUUCACAUGUCCAAGAGGUUGAUGCUGUCUUUUUACAAUGCAAAUAAUAAAUGCAUUUGUAUCUGAUUGUGAA